This is a messenger RNA of Amoebophrya sp. A120, 2580 nucleotides long. The record is from the annotation of a GenBank genome assembly. NCBI's taxonomy places the organism in Eukaryota, Dinophyceae, Syndiniales, Amoebophryaceae.
AUGGAGUUUGUCUAUUCCGAGGCCAGCGGCCGCCAGCGCGACAUAGCCGAGCUCACCACAGCGAUCGCGCCCUGGGAGGCGUCGAAACCCGAGCAGGGCGACGAAGAUUAUCAUUUGUGGAUGCGGAAGCGCGAAGAAUUGAAGAGCCUGCUGGUGUAUCAAAUGUAAAAAUGUCUGGGUCUGGAAGAAUGCAACCUGUCAUGCUGUUCUUGGACGGUAAAAAAAAUUGUAUUGCAUGACCAGCAAGAGGGGCGCAGUUUGUGCUACCCGGACAGGGCAUUUCUCAUGCGGAAGGUGCAUCAGGAAGCCCUCUAAAUGUCUGCGAUGCUAGGUCAUGCAUCACAAGCAUCAUGGGUCAUGACAAACAUGCAUCAUGGGUCAUGACAAACAUUAAAAUUGUAGACAAGCAUCAUGUAAAAAGUAGAAGCAGAUACUUCAACAGCCGCGCAGCUAGCGGGGGGGUGACUCCUGUGGUCCCCCCCCACCGGCUGUGCUUUUUCCAAAACAUCCAGGAAAACCGUGUCGCGGUUCUUUUUUUUUCCAGCAAGUGGCUGGUGGGGGCGUAAUAUAGGAUAAGGAAGUAUGUAGGUCGUGAAUGUAGAAAAGACUAAGAAGAGCCGUGCUGGUAAGGUAGAAAACCGGAACUACUUCGAUACAUAAAUGGGGUCGUAGUUGGGUAUAGUAUUUUUUGGCUGAGAUAAAAAGAAAACAUCAUGAACAACGAACGCGGAAUCGGAGACAACGCGGCAAAGCGGGGGCAGGGGCGCGGCCUGCCAGCGAGGACACGGCAAGGGAAUCGGGACAAAUGGCCAGGGGCUCAAGACAAGUGCCAAUGAGGGGAGCCGCGCGCACCGUUCGAGCUACAGGAGGACGAGGAGGACUAGGCCAACGUGUGGAGCGGAGGGGGAGAGCGGGGAGGACUAGGCCAACGUGUGGAGGACCAGGGAUACGCGUGUGGUGCGGAGGGAUAGAACGGCUGCGAAGCGAGAACAAGUUGCUGGGGCAGGCGACAAGUUUAAAUUUGGUACAAAAAAAAACAGCACUCAGAUACCCGCGCCAUCUGCUUAACUGUGUGAAAUAUUGUGUCGGCCCUGUCCUGCUUGGUCGCAGGCCGGUGUUCGUGAGAUCAGAUUUCACAUGUUAAGUAACGCACACCGGCUCCUAGCUUAAAAAAAUGAUGAAUUUACAUGAAGAUGGGGCCUAAUCAAAAAAAAAAAAACAUGCAUGACAAAUCUGGUUCUUCCAGACCCAGACACUUUUGCAUUUGAUAUGGUGCUCGGUCGCACAAAAUACGUGGAGAGUUACAAUGAGCGAUACCCCUUUAUGGAGCGCUCAAAUGUUACAUUCUCAGCUGUUACAUGAAUUUGUAAUGCAAGAAUGGGAAAAGUGAAAGGGGGGAAGAAGUUGCGCCUUUUGCAUUACAAGUUUGGCGCAGACUCUCAGCCUGUUGGGCUCUUCCACAAUUUGUAAUGCGAAGCAGCUUGAUCGCGUCGAUUCUGAUUGCCAUUUUGCAUGACAAAUCAUGUAACAAUUGAGAAUGUAACGGUUGAGAACGCCAUGCCCUUCCACGAGCCCCGGUAUCUCCGCUGUUCCAUCGAACAGGGGACGGUCGAGGAGGCGAAGCACUGCCGCAAUGACCCAGGCUUCCGCACAAGUCAGAGUAGCGUGAUUGCAGAUAUGCAUUGCAAAUUCUAUGUCUGGGCGGUCUGGAAGAAUGCGAACUUGUGAUGCGCGUUCCGCGUUCCGGAUCAUAGUACAAAAGUUUCUCAUGCGUGGACAGCGAAAGUUGCCCACUUCUUGUCACGACCGAAACAAGUGGGAAUCUGCCAUGCGGAGGAGGCGUUGACUCCCCUUCUGAAUUGAAUUCGUGAUGCUAGGGCCUGCAUGGCAGACCUUGUGGGUCAACAACAACAUCCAUAAACAGCAUGACAGACUACAUCGGCACUCAUGAAGAUCCAGACCCAGACAUAUUUGCACUUGAUUCCAGACCUUGGAAAACAAAAGCUGCGGCUGGACGACCAGUUGCACCGGGGCGUAUGCAUUGCAAAAGUAUCGCACUCGUACUAAUUGCGUUAGCGUUAUAUUUAUGCAUUACAAAUCCUUUUCUUAGGGCAAAUCCGCAUGACAAAUUUGAUUUGUAACGCUAAGGCAAUUUGUUAUGCAAUCUAACUAUACUACUAGUACCAUACUAGUUUUGCAAUUCAUAGGGUGACAACAAGGCUGAUUUCGCAGGAGCAGAAGAUGCGGCGUGGUCUGUAGCGGAGUUUUUUCGCAAAAGAAGACGUAGCGGAGGUGGUGAAGAAGAUGCUAAAGAUGAUAUUUCAUCGUCUUCUCUGGAAAUAGAGUCAGCAUCAAGAGCUGCAAGUGCAACAUCUUCACGAGGGGGCACAUCACGUAGAAUUAGCGAAGAUGAACAAGAAGACGACAAAAAGGCGGGAGGUACUAAAAAUGAUGAAGUGGACGUUAACGUCAACGAAGAUGGAAUCUUCGGAGCGGAUGCAGUGGCAGCGAGUUUGGGGAAAAUGUUAAAGACUUCUGAAAACUCGGCCGCUGCGAGGACCGAUGCGGAGAACGACGAAG